CUCUCCCCUCUCCCUCUCCCUCUCUAUAGCUUCAAUUACACCCUUUUCUUUGUUCUGUCAAGAUGUUCUCCCCGAGGACAGUACAGCCCGCUCAGUCGCUCUUCCGACGCGCUGCCGUCCAGACUCCUCUCCGUUCCUCCAUCCCCGCCAGAACAUUUGCAACCGUUCAGCAGGACAUUUUCAAGCCCACUAAGUAUGGUGGUAAAUACACUGUGACGCUCAUUCCAGGUGAUGGAAUUGGUGCUGAGGUUGCUGAGUCCGUGAAGACCAUCUUCAAGGCCGACAAUGUGCCCAUUGAGUGGGAACAGGUAGAUGUGAGCGGUGUGGACACCGGUAACAAGCACUCUGAAGAGCUCUUCAAGGAAUCGAUUGCCUCCCUGCGUCGCAACAAGCUCGGCCUCAAGGGUAUUCUCUUCACCCCCGUUGAGCGCUCCGGCCACCAGUCCUUCAACGUGGCUCUCCGACAGGAGCUCGAUAUCUUCGCCUCUGUUGUCCUCAUUAAGAAUAUUCCUGGCUACAAGACCCGCCACGAGAAUGUCGACCUGUGCAUCAUCCGUGAGAAUACCGAGGGUGAAUACUCUGGCCUGGAGCACCAGUCCGUCCAGGGUGUUGUUGAGUCGCUCAAGAUCAUCACCCGCGCCAAGUCCGAGCGCAUUGCCAAGUUCGCUUUCAGCUUUGCCCUCGCCAACAACCGCAAGAAGGUUACCUGCAUUCACAAGGCCAACAUCAUGAAGCUUGCCGAUGGUCUGUUCCGCAGCACCUUCCACAAGACCGCCGAGAACUACCCUACUCUCGAGGUCAACGACAUGAUUGUCGACAACGCCUCCAUGCAGGCUGUCUCCCGCCCCCAGCAGUUUGACGUGAUGGUCAUGCCCAACCUGUACGGUGGCAUUCUCUCCAACAUUGGCGCUGCCCUUGUUGGUGGACCUGGCGUCGUUCCUGGCUGCAACAUGGGACGCGACGUCGCCGUGUUCGAGCCUGGCUGCCGUCACGUUGGACUUGAUAUCAAAGGAAAGGACCAGGCCAACCCCAGCGCCAUGAUUCUCUCUGGAUCCAUGCUUCUCCGCCACCUUGGCCUGGAUGACCAUGCCAACCGCAUCUCCAAGGCUGUUUAUGAUGUUAUUGGUGAAGGUCAAAUAAGGACCCGUGACAUGGGCGGAGUGGCCACUACCCACGAGUUCACCCGGGCUGUCCUCGACAAGAUGGAGGCUGCUCUAUAAAUUUCGUUUUCUGACGAGGCUGGUGAUGGAAUCCGAUCUCGGGCUGAUGAUGAGAGGUUUGUAUAGUCCGUAGGUGAUGUUGUAGAUCAUCAUCUUGGCUUUUUGUGAAUUUUGUUGUUACCCAUGUUCUGUAUUACUUCUACCCCAAAUGACACGAGAGGCGUCCUGCGCUGUCGAGAGUGAUAGACAAAUCGGUGGACUAGAAUGUGUAAAACUAUAUACAUGUGUUUUGGAAUAGAAGCAUGUCAAUGCGCCAUAAAUAGGUAUCGUUUAAAUAUAUCAUCAUAAAGAACCAUUUUC
Aspergillus ochraceoroseus IBT 24754 is the source of this 1520-nucleotide messenger RNA. Its product is annotated as isocitrate dehydrogenase (NAD(+)) IDH1. Lineage: Eukaryota; Fungi; Ascomycota; Eurotiomycetes; Eurotiales; Aspergillaceae. The transcript has 5 exons. The record is from RefSeq and is a predicted model, not a curated record. Gene Ontology annotation, molecular function: NAD binding; isocitrate dehydrogenase (NAD+) activity; magnesium ion binding. Bases 63 to 1220 code for a protein of 385 amino acids. Gene Ontology annotation, cellular component: mitochondrion. Gene Ontology annotation, biological process: isocitrate metabolic process; tricarboxylic acid cycle.